AUGGAUGUUGGUGAUCAAGAGAUGUACUUGGCUCUUCCUUCAUUUGUGGGCUUCAAAAAGAUUCAUGAGUUUAAUUUAUCCAUGCUACCUCGUCAAGCUUGGCGAUUGAUUAGUAAGAAGGAAUCGUUGGUGUUUAAGAUAUUUGAGGCUAGGUACUUUCUGAAUAGUUCAUUUCUUGAAGCUAAAUUGGGCAAUAAUCCUAGCUAUGUUGGGAGAAACAUUUUUGCUACUCCAGAUAUUAAGUGGAUGGGAGCUCAAAUUCGGAUUAGGGAUGGUGUUGAUAGAAAUAUUUGGUCGGACCUAUGGUUAUUACAAGGAGUUACAGGUCGAGUUUCUACUCUUGUUCAUGUUGGGUUAGAAAAUACAAAUGUGUGUCGACUGUUUAGAAUGGAAAGAAAACAAUGGGACAUUGAAGUUAUUUCAUAUAUAUUUGACAGUGUGGAUUGA
Molecule: messenger RNA, 447 nt
Organism: Mercurialis annua (annual mercury)
Lineage: Eukaryota; Viridiplantae; Streptophyta; Magnoliopsida; Malpighiales; Euphorbiaceae
Exons: 2
Coding region: 1-447 (148 amino acids)
Source: RefSeq, a predicted model, not a curated record